CACCUUUUGGAUAAUUAAAGCCGUUAACUUUUGGUUUUAGUAAUGCUUAAUCAGUUUUCUACUUUUUUCACUCUGACAUUGAACACGAGAGACAGGAGAAAAGGGAUUUGAUUUUUUCUCUUUCGGAUUAUGGGCUCGGAGACGGCUUCAUCGCCGUCGUCUACUCCGGCGAUCGCAGCAUCGUCUUCAUCAGCCACAUCUUCCCCAACUGGAACUGGUAAGAGAAAUAGAGACCCAGAAGACGAGGUUUAUGUCGAUAAUCUCCACUCUCACAAACGUUAUCUUAGUGAGAUAAUGGCAUCAAGUUUAAAUGGAUUGACAGUGGGAGACACCCUACCAGAUAAUAUAGUGGAUUCUCCAUCAAGAUCCGAAAACAUGCUGUACAUCAGGGAUGAGAUGUCCUUUCAAUAUUCACCAAUGUCAGAAGAUUCAGAUGAUUCACGAUGUUAUGAGGCUUUUACAAAUACCAGCUCCCCUCAACGUGAGAGCACACCAACUAGUCCAGUCUCACCCUACCGAUAUCACAGACCAAUGAAUGGGUUCUCAUCAUGCCCUCCGUCCACUUCAUACCCGUCAAAUUCCUGCAACUUCCCUCCUGCCUCAGCUUCACAGCCUCGUCAACGAGGCUCUGAUUCUGAGGGUCGAUUUCCAUCAUCACCCAGUGACAUAUGCCACUCUGCUGACUUAAGGAGAGCUGCACUUUUGCGGUCUGUGCAAAUGAGGACUCAACCUCCUGGACCAUCAUCAUUUGAAUUGCAUUUUACUCCAGGGCAGGAGCCUAAUCAUAUGGAAACCGAGGACCGGCCUUGUUCCUACAUGAAGUCUUUAGUUGAUGAGAGGGAAUAUAAGAUUGAACAAUGCUCCUCAAUGAGUGUAUCAGCACCCGAAAAUAGGGAAGAUCCCUGUAGAAUUUUGAAUAUGGGAUCGAAAGAAGAUGAAUCUGUAGAUUAAACACAGUACGUGUCGUUGUCCUUAAUGAUGGCUUCAGUUAUUGUACUUGUGCACGAUUAGAACUUUCAGAGGAUGGCUUGAGCCCUUUAUGCUCAAAGGUCACAACUUCAAAAAAACAGUCCUGUUUUAUGAA
Molecule: messenger RNA, 1084 nt
Organism: Solanum dulcamara
Lineage: Eukaryota; Viridiplantae; Streptophyta; Magnoliopsida; Solanales; Solanaceae
Exons: 3
Coding region: 130-951 (273 amino acids)
Source: RefSeq, a predicted model, not a curated record